CUCUCCGGAGGGGUACGUGUUCACAUGGUUUCUCACGGAGGCUCGUCACGGAAGCCCUUCAGAACUCGCCUGAACUAGAUGACACUCGAUACUUCGUUAACUGCCGUGUUUCCAACAGACUACCAACAUGGACUGCUCUCUAAACAUCCCAAAGUUCACUGUCAAUCCGGGUCCCACCUGCUUCCCGACGCUUCGUGUAGCAAGGCUCAACCCCUUUACGCUGCUACAUCACUUCCGCCAUCGACUCAAGAUGUCGGAAGACUCAGAGGCAGUGCUGCAGCUCCCCGCGGCUCCGGCCGCGGCCGGCGGCGAGAGCGUUUCGGAGCUCUCCCCGGAAACAGCCACCCCAGAGCCCCCGUCUUCGACUGCCGUUUCGCCCGGUACCGAGGAACCUCCCGGAGACACCAAGAAAAAAAUUGACAUCCUGCUGAAGGCGGUAGGAGACACGCCUAUAAUGAAAACAAAGAAAUGGGCUGUGGAGCGAACUCGGACCAUCCAAGGACUCAUUGACUUCAUCAAAAAGUUCCUUAAACUGGUGGCCACAGAACAGUUGUUUAUUUAUGUGAAUCAGUCCUUUGCCCCUUCCCCAGACCAAGAAGUUGGAACUCUAUAUGAGUGUUUUGGCAGUGAUGGUAAACUGGUCCUACAUUACUGCAAAUCACAGGCGUGGGGAUGAGCCACAAAUGAACAACUUAAUAUUUUCACAGAAGAAAAAAAAUCAGAGAAGUUUCGAUGCUGUGGGAAGAGACUUAAUGACUAUCAAAUAUUCAGCAUGAAUCUGUGAUGACUUGUGUUUAUGUGUAGAAAACAUCAUAGAGUGAAUAGACUAACGAAUGAGAUUUGUGUCACCAUAAAAUCAUCCUGAGAGAUUGCCGUUAGGGUGUGCCCAUUACUCCCACACACUCCUGUUCCAAGAUUAGAAAGGAGGCUGGAAUUCCGUAUGUACUACGGGGUCUCAGGAUGACUGAAGUUAUUUACUUGUGGGAUUGGCACUGUGUUUAUUCCAUGAUAAAAACUAAUGUACUGAAGGGUUUGUGUUUUGAGAUAAUUUAGUUUUUUAACUUAUUCAGGGGACCUCUGUUUGGGAUGUAGAAUAUUAACAUUUAUGUGUUGCUUUGUAAAACAAAGUGCAAUGAUCUUAAGUGUCCAGUAGAGGGCAGCCAGUUGGCAAAAAGGCUUGACAAUUUUCAAGUCUUUGCCAUGUGAUUGGAGGAAAGACUGUUGAACCUAAUUUCUAGUUAAUGUGUAAUCUAGAAAGCAGCUGUGUUGACAGACCGGAGGACUUAGGGGAUAUGCAUAGUUUAAAAUUAAUCAUGCAGGGACUCAGUUUUACAAAUUGUGAGCAGAUUAGUCUCAACUCUUUUCAGUCAUCUCAUUUAUGACUCCUCAGCCUCAUCCUAGGGCAUUGUGUUGCACACCUGUGAUCUCAGCACUCAGGAAGCAUGAGCAGGAGGAUUGGCCUGGGAGUCCACAGCUAGACUGGACUGCAAAAGAACUUAUCCUAAAAAGAUUCUAGAGCCCUACUCAGUGUGUUCCCACUGUCGCUUCUGUAUCAGAGGCGCUGACUUGGGAAACCAAGCAGCACCAAGUUUCCCAUUUCAUCCCAAUCCUCAUUUCUUUUCUCUGUGUAAUUUUAGUUUGUAUUUUUGCAAGCCUGGGGAUCCUUCUCUGUGCCUUGUGCAUUCAAGGCACAGGCUCUGCUGGGUUGCAUCUCCAGCAUUCAUUGAGUGUUCCUCAUGUGUUUUCCAAAUUGAAAGCAUUCCAAGCUAAUGGUUGAAAAAUAGUGUCCAAUUUUAUGUGUAUUUCAUGCUAUCACAGGAAAAGUGUGGAACAGUCACUGGUGGUGUUGUUAGUCUAGCCAUUACUUGAGCCAACAUUUAACCUUUUCCUUACACAUUUUAUGUCAAACUUUUUUUUGAGACUGAGUCUCACUAUGUGGAUCUGCCUAGCCUGGAACUCACAGAGAUCGAUGUGCCUGUCUGUGCCUCCUAUGUACUGAGACUGAAAGGAUAGACCACCUCACCCAGCUCCAUGGGAGUCAUGAAGAUUUCCAUCCAGAAGCACACAUGGCACACAAUGCUAGUUGCACUCUUACCUAGGAUUGAGGAAGUGGAGGCAAGAAGAUUGAAGGUUUAAGACUGGGCUACAGAAUAAGAUUGUCUCAAAAAAAAACAAAAAACAAAAAUACAAAACAAAAAAAAACAUGAAAUUAAUGCCUCUGAAAAAAAAUAUUCUAAUAAAUGACAUGUCUAAGAGGAUUACAAGGUUUGAAGUAUAUAAAGAUUCCAAGUGUUCACUUUCAAAGGUGAGGAUAGCAAAGUAUCUUUUUAUCAAAAGAAAAACCUUGAAAACCUGAAGUGCUACCCUUUUUUUGUUGUUCUGCUUUUGAAGUUGGCUGUGUCACUCACGCUGACCUACCUCAGGCUCCUGGGCAGCAGGCUUACAGUUGUGCACCAUUGUACCUGGCUCAAUUUUAACUCUUAAGCCCUAGAGUGCUUCAGAGUAGAUGCUGUGGAACAACACGGUACAGUGCUGGUCACAUCUUGUCUUCUGCCCAAGAAUGUGAAUUCUGGACAUCCCAUUUCCCAGCACCCUUACAGUGAGUUAAUGCAGAUAAUAGUUCACAGGGUGCUAUGACAGUGAGUUAUGCACAGUACAGGCUUAGGAAAGCACCUUACCUUGAAAGCUGGGACAUACUGAUUUAUGAACGAUGUCAGUUGGGAAGGGAAAAGAUCUGUUCUAGCUUUGCCUGGUAAGAGGUGACUGAAAGAACAUAAUGGUAGACAUUUAACAGGAGAAAUCUGUUGAAUUAUUGUUGACUGGUAUUCAUUCGAGAUAAUGCUUAUUACCUCUAUGAAAUCAAAAAUAAACUUUGAAACAUUUUUAUCAGAAUAACUUACUAUCACAUAAAAUCAAAAGUUAACUAAA
Grammomys surdaster is the source of this 2928-nucleotide messenger RNA. RefSeq names its product autophagy related 12 (gene Atg12). The transcript is spliced from 4 exons. The coding region runs from base 128 to 676 and encodes 182 amino acids. Gene Ontology annotation, biological process: C-terminal protein lipidation; nucleophagy; autophagy of mitochondrion. Lineage: Eukaryota; Metazoa; Chordata; Mammalia; Rodentia; Muridae. The record is from RefSeq and is a predicted model, not a curated record. Gene Ontology annotation, cellular component: phagophore assembly site membrane; Atg12-Atg5-Atg16 complex; cytoplasm.